ACAUUAUUGGAACAGUGAGUGUCAGAAGGUGUUUACGUCCAGCUGGAGCCCCGGCCUCUCUCUCUCUCCACCUCUACUUUGACUGUGUUUUUUGGUGUGUGUGUGGGCGUGUGGUCGCCGCUGCUGGGAUAAUGACCAUGGGAGACCACGCCCCUAAUGCGCCCGUGGCUUCACUUGUAUUUCCGGUCUUAAUUCGCCCAAUAUUGGCUCAGGUGGAGCGGGAAAAUGUAGCGUCAAGUCAAACACUACGCUCUGCCUUGAGUAAAGUGGAGGCAGCACAUCCAGGAUUCACCUACGAGAUGGUCAUGGGUCUUGUUCGCAAGGCAGAUCUCACUGUAAACAUGAAUGAAUCCAUCCUCAGAUUACAAGGCUCUGUAAAUGAAUCUGAAUGUGGUGACUACAGAGUAACACGCACUGAAGAUGCUUUUCAAGAGCUAAAUAAAAAAUCAGCAAACCUCAAGCGCAUACUGUCACGCAUCCCAGAUGAGAUAACAGAUAGGAAGACUUUCUUGGAAACCAUUAAAGAAAUUGCAAGUGCAAUCAAGAAGCUGUUGGAUGCUGUGUCAGAAGUGUCUCAGUACAUACCAGGCACACAAGGCAAGCAGGCACUGGAACAUCGUAAACGUGACUUUGUAAAGCAUAGCAAGAAGUUCAGCAACACACUCAAGGAGUACUUCAAGGAGGGACAGGCCAAUGCAGUAUUUGUGAGUGCUACAUACCUCAUCCAUCAGACCAACCUCAUCAUGCUCACUGUCAAAGACAAGUGUGAAUGAGUUCUACACUGUGUGAAAUUUGGCCCAAGGGAUGCAAGAUGUUGCUUUGGUAUGUGAGGCUUGCUACAAAUCCUCCUUAAGGUAUAAAGGCAGACCAGCAGUGCAGAAAUUUCCACAGUAUUGCAGUGGCUGGGCAGCAUUAGUAGUGAGUCAUUUCUUGGAAGUGCAGUAAGUGGUGGAAAAUAUUUGGGCACAUUAAUAAUUAUCAAGAUUUUCAUAAGUCUGAAAUAUAUUAAGUGAUGAUUACUAAUAGUCAAAUCUUCAAACAUAUUUUUAUUGUGUUGGGCAUCAUGUUGUGAUGAUGGUUAACUGUGUUUAGAAAUAAUAAUGCUACCAGUUAGCCAAAAUUUUUAGCUUUUGGGUGUUAGGUGAUGAUUUAGGUUGAUGCUGUAGAGAAACUCAUGUUGGAUUUUAACUAUAUAUGCAGCUAUCAUUAUAGACUUCUUUAUGUCUGCUUGUGGUAAUAUGAAGAUAAAUAUUUAUUCUUAUGCUGAAUUGGUUAAGGACCAUACAUGGGUUUAUAAUGUGCAUAUUGUGUACAUACUGUCUUGUUGAUUCUUACUUGAUGCCUACAGUGGCCAGUACCUGGAUAGCCAAGUUUGGCAUAAUUUACUCCAGUACUUAGUGAAGUUUCACCAAUUUCUUAGCCUACAUAGUUGCUGAAGUUUGGAGAAUGUCUUGUGCAAAUAUAUCACAAGAAUUUCUUGAAGCAUUGUGUUUGGGCUCUGCAUAUUCUGAUAAGCAGUAAUUGUUGAUAUAUGUAUAUUUUCUCACAGCCAUAAAGUAUAAUAUCAGU
This is a messenger RNA of Cherax quadricarinatus, 1569 nucleotides long. RefSeq names its product programmed cell death protein 10 Ccm3 (gene Ccm3). Gene Ontology annotation, cellular component: FAR/SIP/STRIPAK complex. NCBI's taxonomy places the organism in Eukaryota, Metazoa, Arthropoda, Malacostraca, Decapoda, Parastacidae. Gene Ontology annotation, molecular function: protein kinase binding. Gene Ontology annotation, biological process: regulation of Golgi organization; positive regulation of MAP kinase activity. The record is from RefSeq and is a predicted model, not a curated record.